AUGACUGAAACGCUAGAUGAUGAAAUUGAUAACGAUGAAUUAACACAUACUAAAACGAUCUUUCGUCGGCAUUCCAAAGGUUCAGUGAUGUUCAGCGGUUGUUCUCCCUCAGGUGACGUCAUUAUCAUCGAUAACAUCAGUUCAACGAAAUCUUUUGACUUAACUGGAUGGCACAUCGAACGACAGACGGAUUCUCAACCGUUUCUUCGCUAUACAUUUCCUAAUCAAUUUGUUAUUCCACCCUGGUCAACCGUUGAAUUGUGGUCAAAUUCAGCAGCAUCGAGGACAAUGUCUGAUGAGAUCGAAUAUCAUCAAUCAUUGGAAUCAACUGAUCAGGAGCAACAGCAAUCUUUCAUUCGAAUUAAAACAAAAUUAUUAACAUGGAACACCGCAUUACAAUGGAGUGUUAAUCGACUUUUAGAUUCGAACGGACAUGAAAGAGCUAUUUUUACACAUAGAACAUUGACGUCACUAGAGCAAGAACAAACUGAUGACUAA
Messenger RNA from Adineta ricciae, 498 nucleotides. Lineage: Eukaryota; Metazoa; Rotifera; Eurotatoria; Adinetida; Adinetidae. The record is from the annotation of a GenBank genome assembly.